AUGUCGCGCACCAAGGCGAGUAGGGGCCAGAGCGCCGAUCUGAUCUUGGUAGACGAGGUGGGAUUUGUCAGCUCCAAAGUGCUACUAGCCGUUCUCCCCAACAUAGCGUUCAGGGGACGUAAACAAGUUCACAUCACCAGUCACGUCAAUAACACCCCUUGGUUGAAUAAAGUAGCAGACAUCCGUGGGGACGACGGAGAACCCGCCUAUCACGUUGUAUCGCAGAGCUUCAAGUGUAAACACCACGCCAGGGACCCGGAUUCCACCUGCGUUUGCAUGGGAAUCUACUGUCCCCAGCACAUUUCCGUAGACAACCAUCUGAAGCAACUGAUGAACAUAAUUGUGCCUAGGGGCUUCGAGAGCGAGGUGACGGGUAGCAGCAGCACGUCCUCUUCGGACACCAAGUGCGACACGACCACUCCGUUCGAGGCUUGCAUCAUAAACAAGUUCCUAUCCAGCAACUGCAUGGAGUUGGAACGCAUGGUCCAGAGUAGCGUGGCCAGGGCCUACAUAUGCAUGGACCCGACGUUCGGCGGAGGCUCCAAGUCCUGCGCCGGAGUGUGCUGCGCCGUGGAGCUAAGCGGUGGACAAAUGGCGGUGGUGGGCUUAGAGGAGUUGGAAAUAGCGGACCUGGAUCAAGUGACUCGCGUGUACUCGGCUCUGCUGUGCGCUCACGUCAGGCUAUUGAAGGUGCUCAUGCCCAGAGUCAUGUGGAAGGAAGUGCCCGUGGUUAUAGUAUUCGAACAAAACACGUACGUCAACGCACUCGUGGACGUGAAGAACCUGAUGGAACAAUCGCUGUUGGGUUCGGGGUCUUUGAUUAAAUUCUACAGCAAAUGGUCUCACGUCAACAACAAAUACAUGCUCGGGAAACACGUCAGCGCCAAGACCAAACUCGACAUGGUGCUCAGCGCGGUCUCCGGCAUAUGCAAGGGUGCGCUUUGUUACUGUGACACCGUGAUGUCUCUAGGCUGGGCCGUGCUUUCCGAGGCCACGAAGAAGACCAACGCUGUAGAAAUGACUAUGGGCUACACCAAGGGUGCUGGUUCCAGCAACCGAAUGGGUUCGACUAUGAACGUGGGCAUGUACAAGCGAUCUCGCAGGGGUGGCAAUCUCCCCACAGCUAUCACCUCGAGCGUGCUGGAGUCGCACGAUGUGAUAUCGUUACCGGAUCACAGGUUGACGGACAAAAUGCACGCGGAGCAGGGCAAGUUGCUACUGGGUAAACUGAGAGAGGAAAUGUCCAUGGUCACCAUAACAAAAUCACAGAAGGGCUUGGAUGUCGUGAGCACGGGCGGCAAAAGGUCCGUGGCCGGUCAGUACACCAGAGACGACAUGAUUUCAGCUUUCCUUUUGUUGUGUCACACCAGAGAAGAGUUACAACAAGGGGGGGAAAUGGUCCGGGUGCAGGGCGAAGUGUAUUACAGGUGA
Messenger RNA from Neolamprologus brichardi, 1431 nucleotides. RefSeq lists its product as uncharacterized. NCBI's taxonomy places the organism in Eukaryota, Metazoa, Chordata, Actinopteri, Cichliformes, Cichlidae. The record is from RefSeq and is a predicted model, not a curated record.